GCGAGUCCAAGUAGCCCCUCCACUCCCCCACCGCCCCCUUUAUAUUCUGGCCUGUAGCCUCACUUCCCGAGUCUCACUUCCACAUGAAUCCGGCGAGAUUUGAUGCCGUAAGAGUGGGAAUUUGAAACCAUGGAGAGGGACAAUGGGGUGAAUCACGCAUACAUGGGGAGGGACUUCAGUUCUCUCAGUAUCAAUGACCACUCCUCGGCUUUUAGCGACUGUAACAGCGAUAGAUCUGGCGAAUUUCCGAUGGCUUCUUCCGAGAGCCGGCGAGUCCUCAUAGCCUGCGCCUCCGAGAACUCGGACGAGCUGAUCCGUCAACUCGUCUCUGAUCUAGAGUCCUGUUCAAUUGAAGAGCAAAAGCAAGCAGCCAUGGAGAUCAGACUCCUCACCAAGAAUAAACCGGAAAAUAGGCUCAAAGUCGCCAAAGCCGGUGCUGUGAAACCGUUGAUUUCUUUGGUUUCUUCCGCUGAUCCUCAUCUUCAGGAACACGGCGUCACGGCAAUUCUGAAUCUCUCGCUGUGCGACGAGAACAAGGAAUUCCUAGCUUCUUCCGGAGCGAUUAAGCCUCUUGUUCGAGCCCUGAGGACAGGAACUUCAACGGCCAAAGAGAACGCAGCCUGUGCUCUGCUUCGGCUAUCGCAAGUGGAAGAGAAUAAGAUUCCUAUCGGGCGGUCGGGAGCAAUUCCCCUCCUGGUGAACCUUUUGGGGAACGGAGGAUCCCGAGGGAAAAAGGACGCGUCGACUGCACUGUACUCUCUGUGCUCGGUGAAGGAGAACAAGGUCAAGGCCGUCCAAGCUGGAAUCAUGAAGUCGCUGGUGGAAUUGAUGGCGGAUUUCGAUUCAAACAUGGUGGAUAAGUCAGCCUACGUGCUGAGCCUACUGGUAUCUGUACCGGAAGCGAGGACAGCGUUGGUAGACGAGGGGGGUGUUCCGGUUCUGGUGGAGAUAAUCGAGGUGGGGUCCCAGAGACAGAAGGAGAUCGCGGUGGUCAUCUUGUUGCAGGUUUGUGAGGAUAGCGUGGCGUACCGUACUAUGGUGGCCCGCGAAGGAGCGAUUCCUCCCUUGGUGGCCUUGUCCCAGUCCGGCACCAAUAGCGCCAAGCAAAAGGCGGAGACACUGAUAGAGCUUCUACGGCGACCAAGAUACGGGUAGCAUCAGCGCCAAAGCGUAAGAGGUGUUAGUAUAAAUUAACAUACAUCAAGAUAUAUUUAUAAUUUUUUAUAUAAUUAUAUUUUAAAUUGAGGAUAUUUUUAUAAAAUACUCUUAAUUUAAAAUAAGAUUAUGUAAAAGAUUAUAAAAAUAGUUGUAUGUGCAUCUUAUUUCAUGUAUUCACCCGCCCACGCUUGCGCAUGUAGUCGUCACACAGAGAAAAGAGCAAGAAUAAAAUGAAAAACUGAAUUGUAAAUAUACAUGUAUGCAUCGGAGGAGUUUGUACAGUUUGUUAUAAAAAAAAAAAGUGGUCGAUGUUUUUGUUU
Molecule: messenger RNA, 1478 nt
Organism: Juglans regia (Persian walnut)
Lineage: Eukaryota; Viridiplantae; Streptophyta; Magnoliopsida; Fagales; Juglandaceae
Product: U-box domain-containing protein 4-like
Exons: 2
Coding region: 130-1155 (341 amino acids)
Cellular component (GO): nucleus; cytoplasm
Molecular function (GO): protein binding
Source: RefSeq, a predicted model, not a curated record